This is a messenger RNA of Actinia tenebrosa (Australian red waratah sea anemone), 829 nucleotides long. RefSeq lists its product as uncharacterized. The record is from RefSeq and is a predicted model, not a curated record. NCBI's taxonomy places the organism in Eukaryota, Metazoa, Cnidaria, Anthozoa, Actiniaria, Actiniidae.
AUGCCAUUCUACAAGCUCGAUGGGAACAUCAUUCAAGCCAUUGCAGUGCCAAACAUUCUUCAGUGCUGUUGGAAAUGUGAUCGUUUACCAGAGUGUUUCUCGCUGAACGUGGCUGAUGUGCCUGACAAAGAUGGUUUGUACGAAUGUCAGAUGCUUCGAACUGAGACCAACAAAUAUUCUGCACUAUUAAAACAAUACCAACACUACCACCACUAUACACGAUUCAAGUGCGAGACAACGAGAUGUUUGAAUGGAGGUACUUGCCAAAACGAAGGCUACGAUGACUUCCGGUGUCUCUGCCAGCAGGAAUUCACGGGUCACAUGUGUGAUGUACAUGUGACACAGCCCAAAACAUACGAAUGGCUGAAGAUCAACGCCAGUCCUGUGUGCUUUGGAGCUCGCAACGAUUCUUAUGGAAGUUUUUACAUGAAAAUAAAUGGAACCGCAGUCCAUAAACUCAAGCUGAUCCAUCUCUCUGGAUAUGUGACGUGUCAUAAGGAGAAGGAUGAAAGAAAGAGUAACUGGGGUUGUCGAAAGAAUAGUGACAAACUUUGGACCAUCAUCACCGACAGCACAAAUCAAAGAAUCCUGCCGCAAGAUGGCGCUCCUCAAUAUUCACGCUACAGUAUUCCUGGCUUCACCUCCAGUUCUCAUGAGCUCAUUUUUGAAAACUUCACUAGUCCCAUGGUGAUAACCACUGGUCAGGAAUAUCGCAUCUGGUACACAGAAGACCUUAGAAACGAUUCCGAGAGUGAUAAUGGUGGAACAAGUUGUGCUGAUGUUUAUGUGUUUGGAUUGUUUGGCUAAAAAAUAUAUAACCAUUGACGUC